Molecule: messenger RNA, 1843 nt
Organism: Manihot esculenta (cassava)
Lineage: Eukaryota; Viridiplantae; Streptophyta; Magnoliopsida; Malpighiales; Euphorbiaceae
Product: 3-ketoacyl-CoA synthase 5
Exons: 1
Coding region: 282-1715 (477 amino acids)
Biological process (GO): fatty acid biosynthetic process
Cellular component (GO): membrane
Molecular function (GO): acyltransferase activity, transferring groups other than amino-acyl groups
Source: RefSeq, a predicted model, not a curated record
CCCCAAAGAUUCUGCUUUCUUUCUCUUGCAUUUUCUGACGGAAACUUUAUUCGUAUUCAUCGGCAAGGCCAAGCAUGCAGAUGACCCUCCAAUACCCAUAUAUAGCUAGGACCCUAGGACCACCAUUGACUCUCUCUAUGUAUCUCAGCUUUCACGUUGCUACUCAUCAUUUCUCAUUUUUGACCUAUCACUAAUGCUGCCAUUUAUUAAUUUUCUGCAACUUGGACUCUAUAUAAGAAUCUUACAAAUUCUCCAUUAGGACCACAAUAUCACCAGCUCUAAUGGAAAUCAACCAUGCUCUUCGUUUUCACACCAAUAGCUCUCUCCCUUCUAGACUUCUUUCAACUCUGACGCUUGUAAUACUGGUUAAAACCAUAUUCCUUAUUAUAAUCUUGCAAAAAUGGAUUCUACUCAUUUCAUUCUUGGUUCUCAUUUUCAUCUUCAAAGGAUACUUUUUAAAUGCCUCUCCAGUCUAUCUCGUAGACUUCUCAUGUUUCAAACCACCCAACUUCUGCAGAGUCUCCUUCUCUGCGUUUCUUGAACAUGCUUCCAUGAUUGAGUGUUUUGAUAGUGAAAGUGUAGCUUUCAUGUCCAGAAUCCUCACUUCUUCUGGACAAAGUGAAGAGACAUAUCUCCCUCCAGCCUUGCACUCUAUUCCUCCAAUAACCAAUCAAGAAGAAUCUGUUAAAGAAGUGCAAAUGGUUCUCUUUCCUAUUGUUGAAGACCUUCUCUCGAAAACUGGAGUCUCCCCCGGGGACAUCGACAUACUUAUAGUGAAUUGCAGUGGUUUUUGUCCCUCACCUUCCUUAACAUCCGUCAUUAUCAAUAAAUACUCCAUGAGAAACGAUAUUAAAAGUUAUAACCUCUCUGGUAUGGGAUGCAGUGCAGGAGCUAUUGCCAUUGACUUGGCUCAUGGCAUCUUGAAAACUCAUAAGAACUUUUACGCCCUUGUUCUCAGCACUGAAAUUCUAUCGACAGGCUGGUAUUCUGGACACGAGAGGUCCAAGUUGCUCCUUAACUGCCUCUUCAGAAUGGGCAGUGCAGCAAUCUUACUUACAAACAAAAAAGAGGCCAAAAAAUCAUCAAAAUACAAGCUUUUUUGCACCGUUAGAACCCAAAGAGCCUUCGAAGACAAUGCUUAUUUUGCUGCAUUUCGAGAAGAGGAUUCCAACGGAAAACUCGGGGUUACACUAAAAAAGGAUUUACUUCAAGUAGCUGGAGAAACUCUGAAGCCCAACAUAACAAUUCUGGGUUCAAAAAUCCUGUCUCUUUUAGAAAAACUCCGACAUGGCAUUUCAAUAAUCGGAAAGAGGUACAUCGACAAAACCAGAGGGACAUACGUGCCAAAUUUUAAGACUGUAAUACAGCAUUUUUGCCUGCCAACUUCAGGAAGGCCAGUGAUAAAAGAAAUAGUAAAAGGAUUAAAGCUUGGUGACAGAGAAGUGGAGGCUGCUUUGAUGACACUACACAGGUUUGGAAACCAGUCUUCCUCUUCCCUGUGGUAUGAACUGGCGUACAUGGAAGCUAAAGAAAGAGUGAAGAAAGGUGACAAGGUGUGGCAGCUUGGGAUGGGAAGUGGGCCAAAGUGCAACAGUUUGGUUUGGGAGUGUUUACGGCCCAUAACAGGGGAGUCCAAAAAGGGCCCAUGGGCCGACUCCGUCCAUCGUUAUCCAAUUAUGGCCGUUGAUACGCCUAGACGUAGGUAUUUUAACUGAUCAUCUUUUUUCUGGAGAAGGGUCUCUGCCGCUUAUUUAUGAAACGUUCAUUAGCAUGUAUGGAAGGCUGAACGGAAAUUUUUAUAAGAGAAGUUGUUGAAAUUAAAUUUGCUUUUUUUUUUUUGUUA